Carcharodon carcharias (great white shark) is the source of this 3774-nucleotide messenger RNA. Its product is annotated as AP-1 complex subunit mu-1-like. Gene Ontology annotation, molecular function: clathrin-cargo adaptor activity. Gene Ontology annotation, biological process: vesicle-mediated transport; intracellular protein transport. The transcript has 12 exons. Bases 191 to 1465 code for a protein of 424 amino acids. The record is from RefSeq and is a predicted model, not a curated record. Lineage: Eukaryota; Metazoa; Chordata; Chondrichthyes; Lamniformes; Lamnidae. Gene Ontology annotation, cellular component: clathrin-coated vesicle; clathrin adaptor complex.
AAUGUUUAUGUGCUGUAUUUAUCCACGGAUGGCUGCUACUAUUUGAUCAUGCCCAGCUCCCUGGAGUUAUAAAGCUGUCGGUAUCGGUGUCCAUGACGCGGAGGAUACGGAAACAAGUAAGACUAUCCUAGCAAGGCGACAUCCCCUGCGGGAAACAGGGACUUGGCUUUUCUGAGCUGCUCUGAGAAUCAUGUCAGCCUCGGCUGUGUUCGUACUCGACCUCAAGGGGAAGGUUCUAAUAUGCAGAAACUACAUGGGUGAUGUGGAUAUGAAUGAAAUUGACUACUUCCUGCCGAUGCUGAUGCAGAAGGAGGAUGAGGGAACUAGUUCCCCAUUCCUCAUCCAUGGACGUGUUCACUUCCUCUGGAUAAGGCACAAUAACCUGUACUUGGUAGCAGUGACAAAGAAAAAUGCGAAUGCAGCCCUGGUUUUUGCGUUUUUAUAUAAAAUUGUUCGGGUUUUCACAGAAUAUUUUAAAGAGGUCGAGGAGGAAAGUAUUCGAGAUAACUUUGUUAUUGUUUAUGAACUUUUGGAUGAAGUGAUGGAUUUUGGAUUCCCACAAACGACUGAUAGUAAGAUUCUUCAAGAGUACAUCAUCCAGCAGGGACACAAGCUGGAAAUUGGAGCACCGCGACCCCCUGCUACCCUCACAAACGCAGUGUCCUGGAGAUCAGAGGGUAUCAAAUACAGGAAGAAUGAAGUGUUCAUUGAUCUGAUCGAAUCUGUCAAUUUAUUGGUGAGUGCAAACGGCAGUGUCCUGAAAAGUGAGAUCAUUGGAAAUGUGAAGCUGAAGGUCAUACUGUCAGGAAUGCCAGAACUACGACUUGGACUUAAUGAUAAGGUUCUGUUCGAGAUCUCUGGACGGGACAAGACUAAAUCCGUGGAACUAGAGGAUGUAAAGUUUCACCAAUGUGUGCGCCUGUCUCGCUUUGAAAACGAUCGAACCAUUUCCUUCAUCCCCCCAGAUGGAGAGUUUGAACUCAUGUCUUACCGGCUGUAUACUCAGGUAAAACCCUUGUUCUGGAUUGAGUCAGUGAUUGAGAAAUACUCACAUAGCCGAGUGGAAAUUAUGGUUAAGGCUAAGAGUCAAUUUAAACACCGCUCUACAGCAAACAAUGUUGAGAUUUUUGUACCGGUUCCCAGUGAUGCUGAUUCACCGAAGUUCAAGACCAGUACAGGCAGUGCAAAAUGGCUGCCAGAAAAGAAUGUUGUCCUCUGGUCGAUCAAGUCUUUCCCUGGUGGCAAGGAGUACUUGAUGCGGGCUCACUUUGGCCUCCCAAGUGUUGAGAGUGAGGAGCAGGAGGGGAAGCCGCCCAUCACUGUCAAGUUUGAAAUUCCAUAUUUCACUGUCUCUGGAAUUCAGGUGCGCUACCUGAAAAUCAUUGAAAAGAGUGGCUAUCAAGCUCUCCCCUGGGUUCGUUACAUUACUCAGAGUGGAGAUUAUCAAUUGCGCACAAAUCAAUAGGAGUUCUGCUGUCCAGUGGAAUUCCCAGGUUUUAAAGAACACAAUUUGUGAACAAAGUUAUAAAAAAGAGAAGGAAUCUUAACUCCAACUCCACAAGGCUUCGAGAUUAUGGAUGCUACAGUGAAAAGUUGAAACAGUUCCUACCAAACAAGAUAGGAAAAUGUGACUUGUUAUUGAUGUACCAUUUCUUUGUUGCUUCUGGAUAUGUGUUAGGUUAAUUUUCAUUAUUGUUCCUUCACUGAUACUUGGAAACAGUCAGGUGAAUACUGCUGGGCAGGUUAAUUGCUGCACCUUGCUGGAUUUUCUGUCAUACAGUUUAAUUUCUGAAGCUACUAAUGCAGGAGACCAUUAAAGCAACAGUUGAUGUUUUCACUGAGCUGAUACAGAGGAAGGUCUGAUGUCUUUGACACAAGCAUAUCCACUUGGGGCCAUGAGGAGGUUCUGCUUCCUUUGCCUGCAUGCAACUUUUGUUUCUUCCUUUCCACCCACCCCACCCCACAACCAAAUCCCAAAUUGCCUUGCUCCAAGCUCUUUAUGUUGGGAAGCACCACGGGAAUCAGAAGUGAAGGUCCACUUCCAUGAUCUCCAUGUCCUCUCAUUUAAUUGGAGAAAAGGUCAUAAAUAACAGACAAAAAAGAAGCAAAGUGAAAAAAAUAGAAGGGUAGAUUUUCUCAUCGCCUGUCUGGAGAUCCAUUAUUUUGAUCAGGUUUUGGUAUUCCAACAUCUCAAAUGCGCAAGAAGUAUUCACCAUCUUGCGGCAGAUACAUUUACACGAGGCCACCAUGACAUUUUUUGCAUGACAUUUCCCAACAAUUCCACCAAUUUAGUACCAUUUCUAUUACUUGUCCAAACAUCCAGAGUUGCUUAUCACUGAGUUUUAUAUUUGAAUGCAUGUUUAAAGAGCCCAGUGAAAAGAUUAUCUGGUCACUUGCCUUUGGCCCACUGAACAUGGGAACUGGCUGAUUCCUCACGCUGUCACAACCAGCAGGUCACUUGGCACCUGGACCUUACAGGGUUAAUGUGGCAAGCUGCGAGUCCCCCUGACCAUGUUUCCUUUCGCAUUUAGCAAGCUGGACGAUAUUGGAACCCAGAGCCUGAAUAGCAGCAGCCUGAGCUUCCACUGAAACUGUCUAAAGUUGUUCAAUGAAGGCUCCAUAAUUGAGUACCAGGCCGGCUGUGUGCAGGAAAGCCAAGUCAUCAUGAGACCUAAUCAGCAGCCCUAAAUCAGGAAGGCUGCAGGUCACCAACAGGAGGUGGGUUUGUUAAAUUGUACUUACCUGAAUGUGGAUCCAGGAGGUGCAGGUGUGCUCCUGCUGAACACACAUUAAAAGCACAGGUUGCUGCUGACCAUAAUUUUAUUGCUUGCCAGCUUGUCCUGCAAGGAGAAAUGGAGACUGUUAGUAUAUGGCCUGCUGACAGGUAAGAAGAUGUGUUUGCAAGGCUAGACUUUGUGGAAAGCGCAUGAAAAGAUAUCACAAGUUUAAGAAAUGAGGAGAAUAAUUGUGAGGAUAAUGUGCAGAGCAUGCAAGAAGCACCAGAGGGAGGUUGAGUGAAGUGUGCUGCUGUAAUUGGAGGAGAGUGAUAGAGAGCAGAGGACAGAAGGCUCAUGAGGUAACAGGUCAUUUAGGCCUAAUCAGAACGUAAAAGAGAUGUGAAUGGGAAUCUUAGUAGCUCAGAUCAGUUGAUUGAAUUUUCUCUUCCUACAUUUCAGCCAGCUUCUGGGUAUUAUGCUCUUUGUACUCACUGGCUCAACCACCUACAGGUAUUUGCUUUGGCACCCUCCUCCCAUUAGCAGGAAACCAGGCCCCUUCUUCCAGCUGACCACCUUCACCUGAACCUCCACUGGGCUGUCUGAAGAUCUUGAGGCCUUUGCAGUCAUCACACUCACUAUAUUCUCCACUUUCAAGCAUAGAAACACACAGUACAAAGUACAUCUCAAGUUUAAGAAUCUCCUUUUAAAUGGCAUCACAGCAAUCCCAGUAGGCAAGUUGCCAGUAACCAUUGGGAGCAGCAUUUCCAGAGAGGCACAAAGCCAAAUUUGGGCUGUUCCACGUCAUUGGGCGGUGGCCCUGCCCACAAGACCCCAUUUUGGGUGGAAGCUGAAUUCCUCUGCUAGUAACCCUUGACUAUUUUAUUAUUUGAUUUAUUCAUUCCUCUAGUUCUUUCUUCACCACUCCCACGUGCAAAGCUUUUGUAUUUUGUUGUUUUAUUUUUGCUUGCAUGUAGACACUGGGGAAAAAUGUAAAGCUACAAGCUGCAUUUUGCGCUCAGUGGCGAAUAAACGACACCAGCUUUUCACUGCACCUACA